Molecule: messenger RNA, 1884 nt
Organism: Aureobasidium vineae
Lineage: Eukaryota; Fungi; Ascomycota; Dothideomycetes; Dothideales; Saccotheciaceae
Source: the annotation of a GenBank genome assembly
AUGCUCUCGCGCGCGGCGCAACGUGCGGCAAAGGCCUCGAUUGCCCACUUCUCCACCUCUGCUCGCUCUGCAGCCAAACCCAGCCGCUUCGUCCCUGCCGGUGCUGCUGCUCCCAAGCCAGCAAAGCAACCCUCUCCUGCCACCUCUGCCCGUCAGACCUCACCGGGCACCAGUCUUCCCAAGGACAAGACAUGGAAGCCCAUCGAUAGCAUCAAGUUCGCUGCUCCUGCCGCCGCUGCACAGCAACCCGUCCGUCCUGCCGCCGAUGGCCCCGUAGCACCCGACGCUUCUGCCAGUACGAAGGCUACCCCCACCGCAAACACCACUCCCACAGAACAGCCCGGUCCUUUCCCCAAGACCACCUCCUCCAACCAAGCCUCGGAAGCCAGCAAUCCUGCCUUCUCGGGCCCGCAAUCCGCAGAUGCCAACACUACCCCCACAGAACAGCCCACCGAGUCGCAACCCUCCGGUCCCCUGCCUGAUCUGCGCCAAGGUAUUCCCUCGACCUUUGAUUUUGAGUUCAUGAAGAAGGAAGCUAGCGCGCAAAACCCCACCGAGCAGAAGGUUACUGGUGAAGAGACUCCCGAGUCCACUCCCGAAGCUGCUGGCUUUGGCGGCAGACGUGGUGCUGAGGGUGAGGAUGAGCAAUACCGUCGCGAGGACUACGAGACAUCGUUCGACAAGCGUCGCGCCAGAAUGGCCAACUACGGUUAUCUCUCCUUGUUGGCUUUCGCUGCUGCUGGUACCGCUUAUUUCACAAGACCCUACGGAGCCGAUGAGACUCCUCAAGGCCUCGAGCCCGAGCACAUCACCGGAUGGGCACCUCAAAGCAUGUACGCCCGUGUCAAGAACCGUAUGAGCAGCCAAGCCGCCUACUACACCGAGCCCACCUUCCAGAAGCUGUUGCCCGAGGUUCCCGAGUCUCAACGUCCUCCCUUCACUUUGGUCCUCUCCCUUGAAGACUUGCUCAUCCACAGCGAGUGGUCUCGCGAGCACGGCUGGCGCACUGCCAAGCGUCCUGGUGUCGACUACUUCCUCAAGUACCUUAGUCAGUACUACGAAUUGGUUCUCUUCACCUCGGUUCCUGUCGCAAUGGCCGACCCUGUCAUCAAGAAGCUCGACCCCUUCCACAUCAUCCAGUGGCCCUUGUUCCGUGAAGCCACCAAGUACGAGAAUGGCGAAUACGUCAAGGACUUGAACUACUUGAACCGUCCUCUCGACAAGGUCAUCAUGAUCGACACCAAGGCCGCACACGUCAAGAACAACCCCAACAACGCGUAUGUUACUUGGUCACCUCACUCACUGAAACAUGCUAACUCCUACAUCCAGUNNAUCGUCCUGCCCAAGUGGGAGGGCAAGCCCUCAGAUCCUCACGCCAAGGACCUCGUCGCCCUGAUUCCCUUCCUCGAAUACGUCGCUACUAUGGGCGUUGAAGAUACCCGCAAGGUCCUCGAAUCAUUCGCCGGCUCCGAUAUCCCCAUCGAGUUCGCCGCUCGUGAAGGCAAGGCUCGCGAGGCUUUCCAAAAGCAGCUCGCAGAAGAGCAAUCCCGCCGUCCUCAACGCUCGAUCGGUGGUCUUCUCAACAAAGCCCUCGGUAUCAAGGCUCAACCUGGCGGUCUCUCCCUAGACAACGAGACCACUGUCGCUGAAGGCUUGUCCCAAGGCAAGAUGCUGUCUGACCAGAUCCGUGAGCGUGGUCAACGCGAGUACCAACGCCUCGAAGCCGAGAUUCAAAAGAACGGCGAGAAGUGGCUGAAGGAGAUGGAAGAGGAAGAGAAGAAGUUCAUGGAGAACAUGAGCAAGGACAUGAAGAAGAGUUGGUUCGGCUGGGGUUCGGCAUCAGGAGCCCCUGCAGCCAGCGAGACGGCAAAGAGACAGGAGUAG